AUCACUGUCCUAGUUGAAGCCAUUCAGUUGCCAUUUACAACAGUGCCAAGUCCAGAGCUGAUGAGUAGAAGUCCUCAUCAAGUUUUCACCAUGCCAACCAAAUCAAGGAAAUCAAGGUCCCACAGUUCUCGGCCUGUCAAGAAGACAAAGUCACCCAAAAAGAGGUCCUCUAGUGCCAAACCGACCAAGAAAGAGGUAGACCUCCUCAGCCCAGCAGCCAUGGAGAACGUCUACUAUAUUUCUCAUAAUGCGGUGGACUGUCUGAAAUUCAGAGGCUUUGGGCAGCCAAGUGCAAAUAAAAAGAAGAAAAAGAAGAAGGGACCAAAGCGUAAGAAGAAAAAGUAGAUCACAAUAUUUGCCAAAGCUAACAGACUUUUAUUAUUAGCGUAAAAUGAAUGCUGUAUUUAAAUGCAUUGUCAGUAGUGCUGUCUAGUGGACAGAUUUGUAAUAACACAUUUGAAAUUUGAAGGUUUUGAGAGCUGGAACUAGUGUAGUGCAAAUUAGCAAUAAAAUGUUACUAAAUUAAUGACAACUUAAAAUUUCUUUAUCAUCAACUUUAUUGUAAGCUAAACUGAUUUAACAUUUUGUUUGCACCUCCAUAAAAAGGCUGCUGUUCUGACAGCUCAAAAGCUUGUUAAAGAAUGUCUUAUCUCAAUGGAAUUCAACACACGAGCAAAUGCACACUCAGUCUCAUGACGUCCACAUAAAUGUGGAGAUAAUGAAUGUGAAGUAAGGUUAAACACCACAAUGCAUCACACAAAAGGCCUAUCAACAGUGUCACGAUCAAUUCUGCAAUGUCUGUCAUGGCACUAUUGGAUAAAGUGAUCCCACAAGUAAGUUGUAACAGUUUUAAAAUCCAGUCUUAAUACUAUUUUACUAUCUUACAAAAAUAGGCUACAAUUAAACAUGCCUAUACAAAGGGAUAAAUAAAUGGUGUUUUAGGCACUGCUGACAUUUUCAAACGUAUAAACAGUCUGUCCUUCAACCAAAAUGUACACUCUUCAUACCAAAACUAAAAUAAAUAGUUUCUCUCUGCA
Solea senegalensis (Senegalese sole) is the source of this 1037-nucleotide messenger RNA. Its product is annotated as small lysine-rich protein 1. Bases 61 to 345 code for a protein of 94 amino acids. NCBI's taxonomy places the organism in Eukaryota, Metazoa, Chordata, Actinopteri, Pleuronectiformes, Soleidae. The transcript is spliced from 3 exons. The record is from RefSeq and is a predicted model, not a curated record.